AGGAAGAGGCGCUUAGGCUUACUGUUAGCGUCCGAAAAAAUAGAACCCGUUUUUCGGGUCAUUGUUUGGCGCGGUAAUAUUUGUAAGUGCAGUUUAAAAUGUCUGCAUGAACGGAAGACUUUAAAAGUUGGGGGUAACGCUAACGUAGCGGAAUAAACAGAGGGCCGAAGCUCCACACAUUCUGUAUCCUAGCAACGGCCGUGUUGGCGACGCAGCUUUACUGUGUUAGCCUAGCAUCGGUUUACGGUUGCAAGGUAAAGGAUGGAAAACGUUCAUCUUGCCGCAGAAGACGAAGAUGACUUGUACUCGGGUUACAAUGACUACAAUCCAACAUUUGACUCAGAGGAGCUGGACAAUGAUGUUGGCUUUCAGCAAGCCGUCAGGACCAGUCAUGGCAGACGACCUCCAAUGACUGCAAGGUUUCCUGGCACUGCCGUUGGUGGAAGACCCAUAGGAACCUCUUUUGGUUCACGGAUGCCCAUGGGCUCUUCAAUGGGAAGACCUACAACUGGAGCAGUACAGGAUGGGGCUGCUCGUCCUAUGACUGCAGUGCGGGCAGCAGGAUAUUCCUCCUCUUUGACCAGAGGUUCAACAUUUGAUCCACUUGGUCAAUCAAGAGGACCAGCUCCUCCAUUAGAAGCAAAAAAUGAAGACACUCCAGAGGAGAAGAUUAAGAUUCUGGAAAAGAAGGUGAAUGAUUUGAUAGAAGAAAGUUGCUUAGCCCAAGGAAAUGGGGAUCUGCAACUGGCUCUAGAAAAGGCCAAAGAAGCAGGUAGAAAAGAGCGGGCAUUGGUGAGACAAAGAGAACAAACUGGUACUGCAGACCAUAUCACUUUGGAUCUGACCUAUUCAGUGCUGUUUAAUCUGGCAAACCAGUAUGCCAAUAAUGACAUGAACACAGAGGCCUUGAACACUUACCAGGUCAUUGUGAAGAACAAGAUGUUCAAUAAUGCAGGACGGUUGAAAGUCAACAUGGGUAACAUCUACUUUAAACAGAAAAACUAUCCAAAGGCAAUUAAAUUUUACCGUAUGGCUUUAGACCAAAUCUCCAAUGCACACACAGAGAUGAGGAUCAAGAUCAUGCAGAACAUCGGUGUUUCUUUUAUACGAAUGGGCCAGUACUCAGAUGCCAUUACCUCCUUUGAUCAUAUUAUGAGUGAGAGCCCCAACAUAAAGACAGGCUUCAACCUAAUCCUCUGCUACUGUGCCAUUGGAGAUCGUGAGAGGAUGAAGAAAUCUUUCCAGAAACUGAUUUGUGUACCUCUUGGAAUUGAUGAGGAAGACAAGUAUAUCUCUCCAAAUGAUGACCCUCAUGCAAACUUAUUGAUAGAAGCCAUCAAGAAUGAUCAGCUGCACCAAAUGGAGCGAGAAAGGAAAGCAUUAGCUGAGAAGUACAUCAUGACCUCAGCAAAGCUUAUUGCCCCAGCCAUUGAGUCCACUUUUGCAGCUGGAUUUGACUGGUGUGUAGAUAUGGUUAAAAGUUCACAGUAUGUGGAGCUGGCGAAUGAUCUAGAGAUCAACAAAGCAAUCACCUAUCUGAGACAGAAGGAGUUCAACCAGGCUGUGGAGACGCUAAAGACUUUUGAGAAGAAAGACAGCCGGGUGAAGAGCGCUGCUGCUACUAACCUUUCCUUCCUCUACUUUUUGGAGAAAGACUAUGAUCAAGCUGACCGCUAUGCAGAUCUGGCCAUGAAUGCUGACCGCUACAACCCUGCUGCACUUAUUAACAAAGGCAACACAGUAUUUGUGAAGGAGGACUAUGAGAAAGCAGCUGAGUUCUAUAAAGAAGCUUUGCGGAAUGACUCUUCCUGCACAGAGGCUCUCUAUAACUUAGGAUUGACCUAUAAGAGACUGGGACGGCUGGAAGAAGCCCUGGACUGCUUUCUGAAGCUCCACGCCAUACUUAGGAACAGUGCUCAAGUCAUGUAUCAGCUGGCCAACCUAUAUGAGAUGUUGGAGGACCCUCACCAGGCUAUCGAAUGGCUCAUGCAGCUCAUCAGUGUCACUCCCACUGAUCCUCAUGUGCUGGCGAAACUGGGAGAGUUGUAUGACAACGAGGGCGAUAAGUCACAAGCCUUUCAGUACUAUUAUGAGUCUUUUAGAUAUUUUCCCUCAAACAUUGAGGUCAUUGAAUGGUUGGGAGCAUAUUAUAUUGAUACGCAGUUCUGUGAAAAGGCAAUUCAGUACUUUGAGAGAGCAACGCUCAUACAGCCCAACCACGUUGUAUGGCAGCUGAUGGUAGCUAGCUGCUACAGGAGGAGUGGAAAUUAUCAGAAAGCACUUGAGACGUAUAAGGACAUUCAUCGGAAAUUCCCGGAAAAUGUAGAAUGUCUUCGAUUCCUUGUGAGAUUAUGCACAGAUAUGGGCUUAAAGGAGGUGCAGGAUUAUGCCACCAAACUGAAGAAAGUGGAAAAAAUGAAGGAGAUCAGAGAGCAGAGGGUGAAGUCGGGGAGAGAAAGCAGUGCUCGAGGUCGGAGAGAAGGCAGUGCCAGCAGUGACAGUGGACAGAGCAGUCAUGGUGCCAGUGCCAAGGGUGAGCGGCUGAGUGUGAAGCUGAGGUCACUUCCAGGAUCCAAUGAACCAUAUGAAGCAAGCUCCCAAAGAGAUUUAGAUGCUUCUUAUGUUGAUCCCUUGGGACCGCAAAUGGAGAGACCAAAGACUGCAGCGAAGAAGCGCACAGAGGAAGACGAGUUUGCAGAUGAAGAGCUGGGGGAUGACUUACUGCCAGAGUGAUUACCCAUUUUUCUUGAAUUCUCUCAACAUUCCAUACACUUUUUUCUGUGGUAAAUCUGUAAGUAUAAUAUAUGUAGCUCUUAUGAGGCCAGAAUCUUACAGGGAGCAUUUUGUGCUUCCAGCUCACCUGAACACACCGUUGACUAAUACAGAUUCCAUAUGUAGUUCUGGGGUAUUUUAUUCAUAUGAUUUCACAUGGAAAUGUUUUUCCAUAUGAUUGUGUGGAACACCCGCAGACAUAUGGCCUAUUUGAAAAACUACAAAACAUACAAUAUACUUUUUAAAUAUUUAAACACACCACACACACUCUAGUGUACUAUAUACUGUAAUAUACUACUGUAUUUUAAAUAAAUGCUAUACAGUUGAA
Colossoma macropomum (tambaqui) is the source of this 3100-nucleotide messenger RNA. It is a transcript of the gene ift88, whose product is annotated as intraflagellar transport 88 homolog. The transcript has 26 exons. Gene Ontology annotation, molecular function: kinesin binding. Gene Ontology annotation, biological process: inner ear receptor cell stereocilium organization; intraciliary transport; kidney development. Gene Ontology annotation, cellular component: centriole; non-motile cilium; ciliary base. Bases 262 to 2733 code for a protein of 823 amino acids. The record is from RefSeq and is a predicted model, not a curated record. Lineage: Eukaryota; Metazoa; Chordata; Actinopteri; Characiformes; Serrasalmidae.